Molecule: messenger RNA, 1984 nt
Organism: Durio zibethinus
Lineage: Eukaryota; Viridiplantae; Streptophyta; Magnoliopsida; Malvales; Malvaceae
Source: RefSeq, a predicted model, not a curated record
CUUCUGUCAAUGAUAUUAGCUAUCUUUGACUUGAGAUGAAUAGAGAUAAUUAGCAGAACAAUGCAAAACUACGAAUAGAUGGCAAAGAGUUAAUUCAAGAGACAGGUUUCUUGUGAAAGAGAUAACUAGGAACGUACCAGUUGCUUUCUUCCCCAAAUGCUCAGAUACUGUGAAGUGUGAACACCAGUCCUUAGCUGUCGCCUAUCUAAAGUAAUUUUUUAUGUAUCAGAUUCUCUAUCGUAUUCCGUUUUCAAUCCAAACAAAAUAAACAGUGAUAAUGUCAAGCUCAACUGUUGCAGGACGACUUGGCCUAUAGUGGAGAUUUGAGAUUUUUUUAACCAGCUAACCUUGCAAUCAGGGUUUGUCAUAAAGCGACAUCUUGUGGAAAUUUGUCAUAAAUCGACAUCUUGUGGAAAAUAGCACCCUGAAGAUAAAUUGUUCACAUACAAUCUUAUGAAUAACUUAGUAGUUAUCUAAAUAUUGCUUCUGAAUUCUCCAGCAGAUACAUCAUCAUUUCAUGGAGACAACAGGAGAAAUGGGCAGGCCAGAUAUGGAUCCAGUUAUUCAACAUUUCAGUCACCAACAUCCCUUAAAACUGCUAAAUUUUCAACCGCAAACCACCAAUACAUUUAUAUGUGCAGGUUGCAAAUUAGAGGCCUCAGGAUGGUUCUACUUUUGCAGUACUUGCAGCUACUGCCUUCAUAAAACUUGCUCCCGUAUGCCUCGAAACAUACAGCAUCAAGUUGACCGGAAACACACCCUUGUUCUCCUUUCAUCCCCUGUUUAUGCCACAGGUUCCUUCAAGUGCAAUGCCUGUGGGAAACUUGGCACAGGCUUUUGCUACCAUUGUAAAGACUGUCAGCUUGAUAUACACACUCUUUGCAUCUAUAAGCCUUCAUCAGUCAAUACUAGCACCCACCAUCACACCCUGGAACUUUGUUUCAGCCCUCCAUAUAGUAAUAAGAAAUUUCAGUGUGACAUCUGCAAGCAAUUUGGUUCAAACCACUGGCUGUACAGAUGUGGCUCCUGCAAAUAUGAUGUUCACAUGAACUGUGCCAUGUCCAACCAAUUUCAGCCUGCCACAGAGAUCCAGCAAACAAAGCAACACAUUCUGUGCCCUACUGAUAGGGCCAAUACUCAAUUCCAAUCUGUAAGAGCAAUCCAAACCCAACAAACACAUCAGGAGCAACUGCUGUGCCAGGCCAAUGGACCGCACAUUCAACUUCAACCUGUCAGAGGGGUACAACAGAGACAACAGAAUCAACUACUUUGCCACAACAUUAUAGCCAGUACCCAUCCUCAACCAGUCACAGGGAUCCAACAAACACAGGAGCAAAAACCAAAUCACAGCAAUAGUGUCAAUAUUCAAAUUCAACCUAUCAGAGCAAUUCAAGUCCAAGAAACACAUCAGGAGCAACUUCUAUGCCACACUGAUCGAGCCAACACUUAUGCUCAUCAUGUCACGGGCAUCAAACAAAUACAGCAACAGCCCCAACUGCUCGAGUCUCAAAGUUUCCCUCCCCAAUUUUCCAAAUUCAGGACUGACCUUCCAAAUUCAGGUUCAACAUUUCACCAUUUUUCUCAACCAGUCAUACCUAUACCACAUCAACAAAUCUGUGCUCCAUAUGUUCAAACUCUAAAUCCAAUACCCGAAACUGGUUCAUCAAAUUGGAAUCAACCUUACAGAGUGAAUGGUUAUAAAGCAAGUAUGCCAACCUUAGCUGUUCACCAGCAAGUUCCACAACCUAUUCAUCAAACGAUUGGUUAUACAGCAAGUAUGCCAAACUUUGCAGUAGUUCCUCUAUAUGUUCAGCCUCCUAACAUGACAAAGCAGGGCAACAAUCUCAUGGGCCAUGUGUUUCAAGAGUUAGUUGAUGGUUUCAUUCAACAAGCAGGAGGUACUAUAUUUGGAAGUGCAACCUCUGGCGACCUCCCAUUUGAUCUAGAUAUUGGUAAUUCCUGAUUGCUGAGCCAAGGAUUUGGA